This is a messenger RNA of Diaporthe citri, 1626 nucleotides long. RefSeq lists its product as uncharacterized. The record is from RefSeq and is a predicted model, not a curated record. Gene Ontology annotation, cellular component: extracellular region. Gene Ontology annotation, molecular function: hydrolase activity, hydrolyzing O-glycosyl compounds; cellulose binding. NCBI's taxonomy places the organism in Eukaryota, Fungi, Ascomycota, Sordariomycetes, Diaporthales, Diaporthaceae. The coding region runs from base 1 to 1626 and encodes 541 amino acids. Gene Ontology annotation, biological process: carbohydrate metabolic process. The transcript is spliced from 5 exons.
AUGUACCGCGAACUUGCGACUAUCUCGGCCCUUGUGGCCACGGUCUCAGCCCAAGGCGCUUGCACUUUGACAACGGAGACUCAUCCUCCCCUGACCUGGGCCAAGUGCGCAGCUGGUGGUACUUGCACCAACGUCGCCGGGUCCGUGACCAUCGACGCCAACUGGCGAUGGGUCCACACUACCUCCGGGUACACCAACUGCUACACUGGCAACGAAUGGAACUCGACCAUAUGUUCAGACAACGCAGCUUGCGCGACGAACUGCUGCGUGGAUGGCUCAGACUACAGCGGCACCUAUGGUAUUACCACGUCAGGAAACGCCCUGAACCUCAAGUUCGUCACCACAGGUGCCAACGCCAACAUUGGUUCUCGUACCUACCUCAUGGAGUCAGACACCAAGUAUCAGAUGUUCACACUGCUCGGCAACGAGUUCACCUUCGACGUUGAUGUGAGCAACCUGCCCUGUGGCUUGAACGGAGCCCUGUACUUCGUGUCCAUGGACCAGGAUGGUGGUGCCUCCAAGUACCCUACCAACAAGGCCGGAGCCAAGUACGGUACUGGAUACUGCGACUCUCAGUGCCCUCGCGACCUGAAGUUCAUCAACGGUCAAGCCAAUGCUGAAGGCUGGGGCGCAUCAACCAACGACCCCAAUGCCGGCCACGGCAACUAUGGGUCAUGCUGCUCAGAAAUGGAUAUCUGGGAGGCCAACCAGAUCAGCACUGCUUACACUCCUCACCCUUGCGGAACUGUCGGCCAGGAGCGGUGCGAGGGCGAUGACUGUGGAGGCACAUUUGCGACAGACAGAUAUGCCGGCACCUGUGACCCUGACGGGUGUGACUUCAACUCCUACCGCCAGGGGAACACCACCUUCUAUGGCCCCGGCUCUGGAUUCACCCUCGACACUACCAAGAAGCUCACUGUGGUGACCCAGUUCCUCAAGGGUAGCGACGGAAACCUGGGCGAGAUCAAGCGGUUCUACGUCCAGAACGGCAAGGUCUUCGAGAACUCCCAGUCAGCCGUCGCCGGCAACCCUGGUAACUCCAUCACCACCGACUACUGCAACGCUCAGAAGACGGCUUUCGGCGAUACCAACGUCUUCGCUCAGAAGGGAGGUCUCGCCCAGAUGGGCAAGGCCGUCGCCGCCCCCAUGGUGCUCGUGCUUUCCGUCUGGGACGACCACGCGGUCAACAUGCUCUGGCUCGACUCGACCUUCCCCGUCGACAAGGCCGGCUCCCCCGGCGCCGCCCGCGGCUCCUGCCCGACUACAUCUGGCGUCCCGGCCGAGAUCGAGAAGUCGGCACCCAACUCCAACGUGGUCUACUCCAACAUCAAGUUCGGCCCCAUCGGCUCGACCUUCAACGCGCCUGCGGGAGGAGGAAGCCCGGGCUCCUCAUCUUCCGUCUCGUCCAGCACCAGCAGGGUCUCCACCUCGACCAGGUCGAGCACCAUCACCACCUCCACCCGGACCUCGACCACCACGUCCUCGAGCCCGACCACCUCCGCGCCCGGCACCAACUGCCAGGCCAAGUAUGCCCAGUGCGGUGGCACAGGCUGGACCGGAUCUACCUGCUGUGCCUCCGGGAGCACUUGCAAGGUCAGCAACCAGUACUACUCUCAGUGCCUGUAA